This is a messenger RNA of Prionailurus viverrinus (fishing cat), 1713 nucleotides long. It is a transcript of the gene KLF8, whose product is annotated as KLF transcription factor 8. Gene Ontology annotation, molecular function: RNA polymerase II cis-regulatory region sequence-specific DNA binding; DNA-binding transcription factor activity, RNA polymerase II-specific. The record is from RefSeq and is a predicted model, not a curated record. Gene Ontology annotation, biological process: regulation of transcription by RNA polymerase II. Bases 370 to 1386 code for a protein of 338 amino acids. The transcript is spliced from 6 exons. NCBI's taxonomy places the organism in Eukaryota, Metazoa, Chordata, Mammalia, Carnivora, Felidae.
CCAUUGCCCCUGUUGUCGCUAUUGCCGUCCGCGGGAAGCUAGCCAAAAAGAAACUAAAAGGAGUGGUUUGGAGCUCACCUUCACUCCUAUCCCCAGCCAACUCUCUCGAACCCUCUGUCUCCUUUUGAGAUCAUUAAAAUCGAGUAAACACCGGCACUAGUCUGUGCCCAUUCCCCCAAGUCUGCACUGAACUAGGUUUGUAGUACCGAGGGAGUGAGGACCCCGUGUCCACCAGCUCAAACCCGGCCCCGCCCCGUCGGCUCUGGCCCAAGGCUCGGAGCAGAGGAUGACUUUGGAGGUGCAGAAUCCGAAAAUAUGGAUCAACUCAUAAACAACUUGGGGGUCUAACUUAAUUCAGAAAGUGGCUCAAUGCAUGUCUUCAAACAGGUCACUGGCUCUGUUCAUAUCAGAGAUCCUCUUAAGACAGAAGAUAGAGGGAAUAUGACAUCUCCACCAUUCCCAGAUGCCAGUCCCAUGGAGAACCCAGCACUAUUUAGUGACAUCAAGAUUGAGCCCCCAGAAGAACUUCUGGCUAAUGAUUUCAACCUGCCCCAGGUGGAACCAGUUGACCUCUCUUUUCGCAAGCCCAAGGCUCAUCUCCAGCCUGCCAGCAUGCUGCAACCUCCAAUAUUCACUCCCAAGCCAAAGCCUGCUCUCCAGACACUUGUAGUGUCCACUUCAACGUCUGACACAGGCACUUCAGCAAAUAUCCCUACUGUUCUGACUCCAAGGUCUAUCCUGGCCUCCUCUCAAGGAACUGGUGGCCAGCAGAUCUUUCAUGUGAUUCACACCAUCCCCUCAGUCAGACUGCCAAAUAAGUUGGGUGGCCUAAAGACCAUCCCAGUAGUGGUACAGUCACUUCCCAUGGUGUAUACUACUUUGCCUGCUGAUGGGGGCCCUGCAGCCAUUACAGUCCCACUCAUUGGAGGAGAUGGCAAAAAUGCUGGAUCAGUGAAAGUUGACCCCACCUCCAUGUCUUCACUGGAGAGCCCAAGUGACAGUGAGGAGAGUGAGAUUAAGAGUGGAUCCUCAGCUUUACAGGGUGUUCAGGGACUACAGCAAGAACCAUCAGCAAUGACCCAAAUGCAGGGAGAAGAGUCUCUUGAUUUGAAGAGAAGACGGAUUCACCAAUGUGACUUUGCAGGAUGCAACAAAGUGUACACCAAAAGCUCCCACCUGAAAGCCCACCGCAGAAUCCAUACAGGAGAGAAGCCUUAUAAAUGUACCUGGGAUGGCUGUUCCUGGAAAUUUGCUCGUUCAGAUGAGCUCACCCGCCAUUUCCGCAAGCACACAGGCAUCAAGCCCUUCCAGUGCACAGACUGCAACCGUAGCUUCUCUCGCUCUGACCACCUAUCCCUGCACCGCAGGCGCCAUGACACAAUGUGAGCAGCAUAGACUACACCAGAAGAGCUGUGCUGGUCUUGUGUGUGUGUGUGUGUGUGUGUGUGUGUGUGUGUAUGCAUGCACACCGAGAUCAUAACCAUCUUUUCCUCUUUGACUUCAGCUUGCCUCGGGGAUGGGGUAGGCGCAGCUCACUGAGCCAGGUUGAUUAGACUGUAGGAAAAAAUAGAUGGUCUCCCAUGGGGGCUCCUCAUAUUCUACUUUCACUUCUCCACUGUCCAGUCUCCAAUUUUUUCAGCCUUGCAUGGAUUUAAUUCCAGUGUGGCACCCAUGGCUUCCCCCCAUUCCUCCACCAUACCCUUGCUCUGACAU